AUGCGUCGUGUUUUGCAGCUCGUCAGUCUGCUCUGGCUGUUUCUAGGCCAAGUGCACAGUCGGCCGGGCGACAAUUUCUGGGAGGCUGUGCACCGGCUCUCUGAUCAAGAUGAAGGCUCAGAAAUCCUUCAUUUCUUGCAGACCGGCCAUCUGCCGUCCAAGAGUGCUUCAUCUGGACAGCCCGGAUCGGAGAGUACUCCAUUUUUCACCUCGCAGCCCAUCAUUGCGGAUCGCUGGUACGGACCUAAGAUGGAGGCUUUUCGACCAGGCAUACGAAGUGGCACCACGUCCGAAGGCACAUCAAACUUGGUAUCUGAUCAUUCCAGUGAGAGAAAAGGUACUUCGCAAAGCGAGCAAAUGUCUGCAAGUGCAAAGGAGGCCAGUUCGACACCCCUACACAAGCCGCCGCAGAUCACUGCGCCACGUCCUCUCUCAAAACUGGAACGGAUCUCGAUUCUGAAACCAGUCGGCGAUAAAUUUGGUUUAAACAUUCGACCUUAUACGGCAGCAGAGAUCCAUCCUUACACUGGGGCAUGGCUGACCAGUGAGCUUAUUACUGAAGCUUUCGGGACCACGAAUACUAAGCUGCGCAGUUUUCAAGAAGAUAUCUAUCUGCUGCCGAGCAAAAGAGUGCAAGAAGAGCCAGUAGCCAGCAAGAGCGACGGAGGUAUGGCAAUGACAGGACCUCGAAACAGACAUAUAUACGUUUGGAAGAAGAUUGCUCCACCAUUCGGAGCGCCAGGCUUUGUUUUCCAGUUUGUCGGUGCAAUCACAGCUGGACGUGAAGCACGUAGGAGCCUGGGAUACUUAAAAGGCUUCAAAACUGCUCGAGAAGCCAUCGCCAUCGGUCCUGACUCGCUGUAUAAUGGACUCUACGUCCAACCUGCAAGGUGA
Mycosarcoma maydis (corn smut) is the source of this 894-nucleotide messenger RNA. RefSeq lists its product as uncharacterized. The transcript has a single exon. The record is from RefSeq and is a predicted model, not a curated record. The coding region runs from base 1 to 894 and encodes 297 amino acids. NCBI's taxonomy places the organism in Eukaryota, Fungi, Basidiomycota, Ustilaginomycetes, Ustilaginales.